UUUCAGAAUGGCUUCCUAUCUCCCUUCCGAAUGGCAAGAUGACUUGAAAAUGAAUGGGUUAAUGUCUGUGAUGAAAGAACGCCAUGUAAAUAAAGUAGACUACGACAGAAAACUUCGUUUCUGGACAGACGCUAUCUACGGAAGCUGCAUUGGAGAGAAAAAUGCUACAUUUAAUCUGCUGGAACUGAAAAAGAGAUUCAGACGAAAUGAUCGUGUUCCGGCCAGUCUAGAUGUUAUUCUGGAUCAUUUAAAAAAAAAAGGUGAUGUUAUCACUAUCGGUGAAUGGAGAGAUCGUCACUCCAGUUGGGUCGGAUGGGGAUUUUCAAAAACAAAAGGAUGGAUGUUCGGAGCAUCUUCUGAUUCAGAACAGCUACUUCAUUUACCGACAAUCAAAAAACUUGGCCAGGAAAUUCUCGACAUUUAUAACGAAGAAUUACGAUCUGAAAUUGACUGCACAGGAGAAGUUGUCACCUACAAUGAAAUGUUCGAUAGGGCGAGCAACAUAAUUUCAAAAAUUGAAACAUUCGACAUUGUUCUCGAGCAUCUCAAUGAUAUUGGAGAAUUAACCGUUGGGACAACUAGAAAUGGAGAGAAAGUGCUCAAGUUCAAAGAUAAUGGUAGUGAGGAUCCUGUAAAAUUCACUGAAGCAGACGCCAGUGUCGUUGAUAUCCGGAAAGCAAUGAAUAAGUUGGAUCGAGAGAUUCAACAACUUGAACAGAAAGUUAAGAAGUAUGACGAACAGUGCCGAGCUUGCUUGCGGACAGGCGACAAAGGACGUGCUCAGAACUUCCUUCGACAGAGAAAGCGUGCCGAAAAAGACAUCGCUGACAAAGAUGUUCAGUAUCAGAAACUGCUCACAAUGCUUCAUCAAAUUUCUUCUGCAAAAAACAACAAGGACGUUCUGCAGGCCUAUAAAUCUGGAACUGCUGCUUUCAAAGCAACAUUGGCGAGGCAAGGAUUGUCUCCUGAUAAAAUACACGAGACGAUGGACGAUGUCGUUAAUUCAAUGGACGAGUACAAGGAAAUCGAAGAAGCAAUUUCGUCUCCGUUUGUUAAUGCUAAUGGAUUUAAUGAUGCCGACUUAGAGCAGGAGUUGGAAGAUCUUAUCAGUGACAACAAGAAAAAUGAGUCAGUGCAUCUCCCAGAAGCUCCAACCAACAGAUUCGGACUUUUCGACAAAGAAGUAACGCCAGAAGAGGAUCAAUUGGAAAAACGCCUAGCUAGACUCAGACAAGCUAUUUGAUUCCUUCCAUAUUAUAAAUAUUUUGCUCUUUUUCAUACUUUGAAAAUAAAAACGUUUUUC
This is a messenger RNA of Caenorhabditis elegans, 1303 nucleotides long. RefSeq names its product CHMP7 winged helix domain-containing protein (gene chmp-7). The record is from RefSeq and is marked reviewed. Lineage: Eukaryota; Metazoa; Nematoda; Chromadorea; Rhabditida; Rhabditidae. Gene Ontology annotation, biological process: vacuolar transport. Gene Ontology annotation, cellular component: nuclear envelope; cytoplasm. The transcript is spliced from 4 exons. Bases 8 to 1243 code for a protein of 411 amino acids.